Lytechinus variegatus (green sea urchin) is the source of this 2227-nucleotide messenger RNA. RefSeq names its product serine/threonine-protein phosphatase PGAM5, mitochondrial-like. Bases 88 to 945 code for a protein of 285 amino acids. NCBI's taxonomy places the organism in Eukaryota, Metazoa, Echinodermata, Echinoidea, Temnopleuroida, Toxopneustidae. The transcript has 5 exons. The record is from RefSeq and is a predicted model, not a curated record. Gene Ontology annotation, biological process: positive regulation of mitochondrial fission. Gene Ontology annotation, cellular component: mitochondrion.
CGGAAAAUCUUCCAUUUAAUUUGAUUUUAUUGGUAAAUUAUUUGAUUGAACAGAUUCUGAAAUCAUAUUCUGCACCGAAUCGAAACAAUGCCAUCAUUUAAUCAUGGUUUUAGAGCCGCGAAGCUCUUAAUUGGAGUUUCAAGUGGGGUUGCGUUUGGAGCAGCUGCAAUGAAAUAUUCCCAGCGAGAGCGAGAUGGAUUCCUCCCCACAGCUCUGGCGGCGUGGACUACCAAUCACAACCCAAGUGUCAGAUGGGAUUCCAACUGGGACAAGAGAGACCCAGAAAGCUUGAUAGAUCCAUCCAGGACUGAGGUUGACUCUAAGGAUCCAACAGCCAGACUGUCUGGAGCAAAACCAACAGCAACCAGGCAUCUGAUCCUCAUCAGACAUGGACAGUACAACACUGAUGGGAUCACUGAUGAUGUCAGGAUACUCACUGCAUUGGGACGGGAGCAAGCCGAAAUGACAGGAAAGCGACUGAAGGCUCUGAACCAUCCCUAUACUACCAUCAUCAACUCUACCAUGGCCAGAGCUAUAGAAACGGCAAACAUUAUCUGUGAACAGCUACCAGAUGUACCUCGUGAAUCAUGUGAGCUCCUGAGAGAGGGUGCACCAAUACCCCCUGAACCACCAGUGGGUCACUGGAAACCGGAAGUCAAGCAGUUCUAUGAGGAUGGAGCUCGGAUUGAGGCUGCAUUCAGGAAAUACUUCCACCGAGCUGACCCUGAACAGACGAAGGAUAGCUUUGAGGUCAUUGUAUGCCAUGCCAACGUCAUUAGAUACUUUGUAUGCAGAGCAAUGCAGUUCCCGCCUGAGGCUUGGCUUCGCAUGAGUUUGUAUCACGGUAGUAUAACAUGGCUUUCACUGCGUCCCAGUGGGCGUGUCUCACUUAGAACGUUAGGUGAUGUAGGUUUCAUGCCAGCUAAUAAGGUCUCUGUUGCAUAACUAUCGUCCUUGCCAGGCCAACUAGUCUUUCAGGAGGAUAUAGAUAUUUUAAAAGCUCUAUCCCAGUUGGGUUGGAUCUAACAAUGUGAGUUACUGUACUGUAAAUGCAAAGCCACAUUGUGUUUUUUUUUAAAUGAUGAAUAUGAAGCAAUUAAAUUCAACAUACAUUCAAUAGUUUGUCCUUGUUUGGGGAUGAAGACACAUCUGGGGCCCAUAACACAAAGGUUAGUAAUUAAUUGUACUUCAGUCAUGACAAUCAGUCUUACAAUCAUUCAUGAAGAUUUGUGUUGCUGCCUUUGCUGAUUGUGAAUCGAACUACCUUAAAGGCAGAGUCAUUAAGUUGAUUUGAACUAAAUAGAGAAGAAUCCGUUUCGAAUAGUACCAAGAAUUUCAUCAAAAUUUGAUGGAAAAUGUGCAGUUUUUGACAUUGUACAUGUGCUUAUUUUCAAAGCUGAAAGCAGAAAUAGUUGUAUUUGGUAUUCAUUGAAUGGCCAAUGUGUUGAUAAGCUUUAUUUAAACUGCUCCUAAAUUUGAAACAUCACACUGCAUUGAAAACGGCUUCUGAAAUCUAGCAUUCUAUAAAAGUACAGUCUGAAAUUCUUGCUUAGUUUGGAUUUAAACUCAAGUUGAUUUUUUAGAAUACAACCCAUGAGUCAAUGAGUAAAGCAAAAUACAUUGAAAGCCAUAACUUUCAAUGGAGAUUAGAUUUCAUUGUACUUGCAAAGAGAAUGCUCAUUUAGAUGUUAUUUUUUCCUACUUAUUUUUCAUUUUUCUUGUAUCUUAUAUGUACAAGCACUUCAUACAAUUUCUUACUGUUGUAGCAUUUACUUAUUUUUUAUACUAAACAUUUUUUCAUCAAGAUUAUGCUGACUUAAAUGCUAUUUAAAAUACAUUUUGUAUUCAUGCAUGAAUUUGGCUCAACAUUUCCCAGGUAAAAUAUGUGCAUGUAGUUUGAUACUCAAAGCUGAAAUAUCGAAUUGUUUCCUACUGGUGUACAAUAGUCCCCGUACACAUUCAGUAGGAAUUCAGUUGUGAAUGGGUUUUAAAGAAUAUUCAGUAAGUUUCUGUAAUACCAAAUGUGUUUCCCUGAUUUAUUGCAUAUUAAAAUAAUGAUCAGAAAUGUUGAAUCAAGAAACUGCUAUUCUUUUUUUUCUUAGAGGAAAAACUGCAUAUAGUGAUGUUAAUAAAUGAUAAUGAAAAGUACAAGAUAAUUAACUGUUGGUUACCCUUGAUAGGAAUUAAAUAAUUUGAAUAUUGUGUGUAUUUUACAUUUGUUUGAUUC